AUGCUCGAAUUCCAGUCAGUGAGUCAGGCCCUUAGAUUCAGUAGACAUGAUUAUGGAUUGUUUACGUGGAAUAUGCCGCCAUCGGUCGCUGCCGAGUCCCUCCACGACAUCGUCUACGACGUCUUCAGCGGAUGCCACGAAUGUCAGCGAUAUACCUCACGAAAAGCAGGAACAGUAGGCAAGGCCGGAAAUGCCACGCGUCGAUCGGUUCGCGGCCAUCAGAAGGAAAUAGUGGAUGGCGAGGAGUCGGUUCACACAAUGAUUUCACCAGCCUUGGUAUAG
Aspergillus tanneri is the source of this 282-nucleotide messenger RNA. RefSeq lists its product as uncharacterized. The transcript has 4 exons. The coding region runs from base 1 to 282 and encodes 93 amino acids. The record is from RefSeq and is a predicted model, not a curated record. NCBI's taxonomy places the organism in Eukaryota, Fungi, Ascomycota, Eurotiomycetes, Eurotiales, Aspergillaceae.